This is a messenger RNA of Diceros bicornis minor, 7234 nucleotides long. It is a transcript of the gene GPC6, whose product is annotated as glypican 6. Gene Ontology annotation, cellular component: extracellular region; cell surface; synapse. Lineage: Eukaryota; Metazoa; Chordata; Mammalia; Perissodactyla; Rhinocerotidae. The transcript has 11 exons. The record is from RefSeq and is a predicted model, not a curated record. Gene Ontology annotation, biological process: regulation of signal transduction; regulation of protein localization to membrane; cell migration. Bases 1494 to 3062 code for a protein of 522 amino acids.
UAAAAAUGCUCUAUGCUUUGAAAGGCUUUGAAAUAGUGUGAUUUGGAAAAAAUGAGCCUUUCUCACAAUUACUAUAAUCAGGAAAAAUAGGAAGAUGGAAUACAAAUAAGCAAGAGCAGCCAUUUCCCAGUUCGACAGUUCCUAAAGCUGUCUUCAUUUCAGGGUGACAAUUCCGAUUUUAACCUAAUUAAGCAUUAGAGAGAACCAGUGUCCUAAGAGAUAAGCCUGAAGGUUUCUGGAAGUCCCAGGCUGCUCAUUACCUCCCAGGCACUGCCAGGGAGCUGCAGUCUGGGACUUCUGGAAGGUGCCAUGGAUGCCCAGAAGGAGGCUCUGCUGUGCAGCGCCAGCCCGUAGGUGUACCACCUUAAGCCACAUUUCAGCCUGGUUACUGUGGAAUUGAUUUUCACGGCUCAUGACAGAAGCUGUUUUCAGCCCUUGAAAAGGAAGUGGCUGGGCCUGAUACUCCUCACACAAACAGCAAAUUGCUCCAUGGCUUUCAUAGCAUUCGAGGUCUGUUACCUUAAGGUUCUAAUGGCCUUUUAACAGUGUUUCCAGCUGAGCAGCAGAUGUAAAGGAUACUGAACAUUGAAAGCACUGUUCUUUUUUUUUCCCCUCCUUGAAAGAAUCAUUUUUUACAGACAUUGUACUAACACCACAUCCUAGGACCUAUUCAGUGGCAUGUUAGAUUUGAAAAACUCAACAAAAUCUCAGAUAAAUAUAUUGUCAGUGCCAUAAAUCUGCCACCUUAUCGAGCUUGUGUCCCAUAUUACUGCCCAUCAGGAACUGAGAUUAUGUCACCAUUAAUGGCGGCCCCAUUUGGUCAUAUCUCAUCAGGGAAAAAAAUAAUUAGUGGAAUCCCAUGAAGCCUCUAAAAUACCUUAUACUUUAAGUCAAUUCAUUUUAAUCCUAAAAAUUAUUUUUGUGAAAGCAUUUUACAUUUAACUUUUAGAAUUAUAUCCAGUCUACCUUUGGUUUUCUUUGCUGUUGUUUUCAGUGUUAGUUUUGUCCUUCUGUUGGUCAGGGUGUGAAAUGUCUCCCGAAUAGGCAGCUAUGCGCUCCCUGCACGGUGAACUGCAAGACCUUUAAACUAAGGUUUGGUCUAAGGUUGGUAUUUGAGUCUUGUGGACUUUUGGGAAGAAAGUUAAACAUAACUGAAGAACACUUGUCAAAUUGGACGUUUUUCCAUUUAAAAAAAUUAGAGAAAUAGUAUGUCUUUUGAUUUCAUUUAGGUCCAAGCAGUGUUUCCUAUUUCAACUUUCCAGUGGUAACUAGACGAGGUAAGAGAAAAACAGCCAGGGAGAUGAGUCAUCGUUCGUCACUCCAGGAACUCGCCUGUUCUACAAGCUUUUGGAAGGACCUUUAGGAAUUUGAGACCAAAUGAAAAACAGUAUAGAGAUGACCGAUAAAUGGAGAUUAAAGUGACAAAUGGAGAUUAAAGCUGAUGAUAUCGGCAGUUCCGAACAUUUGUGUUAACCAGCUGCAGAAACAGAAUUAUGCUUCUUUGUAUUAAAAAUUGGAAAAGCUGUUGCCUGAUUAUCCAUAAAAUGACAGGAGGGGAACACUUAAGAAUCUGUCCUCAAGAAUAUACAUGCUGCACCACAGAAAUGGAAGACAAGCUGAGCCAGCAAAGCAAACUCGAGUUUGAAAAUCUUGUGGAGGAGACGAGUCAUUUUGUGCGCACCACUUUCGUGUCCAGGCACAAGAAAUUUGAUGAAUUUUUCCGAGAACUCCUGGAGAAUGCAGAAAAAUCACUAAAUGAUAUGUUUGUACGGACCUAUGGAAUGCUAUACAUGCAGAAUUCGGAAGUGUUCCAGGACCUCUUCACAGAGCUGAAAAGAUACUACACCGGGGGCAAUGUGAAUCUGGAGGAGAUGCUCAAUGACUUCUGGGCUCGGCUCCUGGAACGGAUGUUUCAGCUGAUAAACCCACAGUAUCACUUCAGCGAGGACUACCUGGAAUGUGUGAGUAAAUACACAGACCAGCUGAAGCCAUUUGGAGAUGUACCCCGGAAACUAAAAAUUCAGGUCACCCGCGCCUUCAUUGCUGCUCGGACAUUUGUCCAGGGGCUGACUGUGGGCAGAGAAGUUGCAAACCGAGUUUCCAAGGUCAGCCCGACCCCAGGAUGCAUCCGUGCUCUCAUGAAGAUGCUGUACUGUCCAUACUGUCGAGGGCUUCCCACUGUGAGACCUUGCAACAACUACUGCCUCAACGUCAUGAAGGGCUGCCUGGCCAAUCAGGCUGAUCUUGACACAGAGUGGAAUCUGUUUAUAGAUGCAAUGCUCUUGGUGGCAGAGCGACUGGAAGGACCUUUCAACAUUGAGUCAGUCAUGGACCCUAUAGAUGUCAAGAUCUCUGAAGCCAUUAUGAACAUGCAAGAAAACAGCAUACAGGUGUCUGCAAAGGUCUUUCAGGGAUGUGGCCAACCCAAGCCUGCCCCAGCCCUCAGAUCUGCUCGCUCAGCUCCUGAAAAUUUUAAUACACGGUUCAGGCCUUACAAUCCUGAGGAAAGACCAACCACUGCUGCAGGCACGAGCUUGGACCGGCUGGUCACAGACAUAAAAGAGAAACUGAAGCUCUCAAAAAAGGUCUGGUCGGCGUUACCCUAUACCAUCUGCAAGGAUGAGAGCGUGACAGCGGGCACGUCCAACGACGAGGAAUGCUGGAAUGGGCACAGCAAAGCCAGAUACUUGCCUGAGAUCAUGAAUGAUGGGCUGACCAACCAGAUCAACAAUCCUGAGGUGGACGUGGACAUCACGCGGCCGGACACUUUCAUCAGGCAGCAGAUCAUGGCUCUCCGUGUGAUGACCAACAAGCUAAAGAACGCGUACAACGGCAAUGAUGUCAACUUCCAGGACACGAGCGAUGAAUCCAGUGGCAGUGGGAGUGGCAGUGGGUGCAUGGAUGACGUGUGUCCCACAGAGUUCGAGUUUGUCACCACAGAGGCCCCCGCAGUUGAUCCCGACCGGAGAGAAGUAGACUCUUCUGCAGCCCAGCUCGGCUACUCCCUGCUCUCAGGGUCUCUCGUCUGCAUGGCCCUGGCACUGCAGAGACUGUGCAGAUAAUCCUGGGUUUUUGGUCCGGUGAAACUGCAUUUUAGCUAUCUGAACGGCCAACACACUUAUUUCCCUACACUCUUGGACAAUGGACCAUGCCACAAAAACUGACCGUUUUCUAUGAGAAGAGAGCAGUACUGCACUCUGCUUCCCUUUUUGUUUUCCCAACGAGUACCGGGUGCCAGACUGGACUGCUUCCUCUUUCCUUCAGCUAUCUGUGGGAACCUUGUUUAUUCUAGAGAAUUCUUAUUCAAAUCUUUCGUACGAGGAGAUUUUCUUACCUUCAUUUGCUUUUAUGCUGCAGAAGUAAAGGAAUCUCACGUUGUGAGUUUUUUUUCCCAUUAAAAAAAAAAAGGAAAAUAAUUUUUCUUGUAAAAUCAGGCCAAACCCCAAGACAACUGCAUUUUCAGUGAAAAAGCAAACAAGAGAAAAAUAAAAGUUUCAACGCUGUAAGUUCAGCAUUGCUGCCCAACUCCCAGUGUAAGCUUUUCUGUGACAAAUUGAGUUUACAAAAUGCUUACGGGGAGAAGUUCGAAGUUUUUUUUAAUGUAGUGAAAAUACACUGUUGUCUUGGAGGUAUCAUCUUCACUCUAACCACACAAUACCAAACUGAUUUGGAGGUACUGAUACUAAAUUUAAAAUUCCAUCUUUAAUCUGAGAGCAAAAAUUGCUAUGACUCGGCACCUCUCUCUCACCCUGCCCAAUUUCAAUUUUAGUAAUGGCACCAUUUUCCUUAAUUUUCUUAAUGUCUGUCCACUGUAUCCAAUUGGCACAGGUUUUUCCCUUCAUCUUUAGUUACUAGUGGACACUCCCAUCAAUUCGACUCAAGGGUCUGAAGUGAAAAUAAUCCUCAGUGAUAAAAUCUCUUUACUUUAGCCACAGGUUUGACAUUAAUUAGAUAUCUCUGCCCCUGUGCUCAUUACCUUCCCAGAAGAAGAGUUCUUUUAAUGAACUGAUAAACAAUUAGAUCCAUAAGUGAGUUUUCAUUUUUAACUAUUUGCUUUGUAUCAAUUGGUUUCUGCACCACAAGGGCAUUCUCUUACAAAAUAACUCACAACAAAAAAAAGUCAAGACAAAAAAAUAUAUAUAUAGUAUUGACAUGGAGAUUUCUUUCACUUUUUUAGUCUUAGUAUGAUCAUCUAUUUUUAUAUCUAUAUAUAUAUAUAAAUCACAGAUUUUAACUUCUUAAUUCCAAGCUCAGGGUUGACACACCUUUGUAACGAAAAUGUUUUGUCAACCAACUCUUCUUGUUUUGUGCUGCUCAGAGAAGGGAUUCCUCAAUGAUCUGUGAGCACCAAGAAUCAAGAAAGAGAACUUUUUACGUAUCUAACUGUCCAUUUAUUAAAAGUUUGCCCGGGCACACCCUUUUCGCAUGAGCGUGCUUUGUCCUGGGUGCUCCAGACUGUGCCGCGCUCAUGGGGAGAGCCAUGGAUGUGCAGGACUUCACUGGUCAUGGAAACUGUAUGCGUAAAGAAUGUGUUUUCAUGCAAAAACCAUUGCUUUCAUGUACAACGCCUUCAGCCUAGGAUUCCUGCUCAGCACUUGGAUAAAUGUCCUAACUCCAGAGGCCAAUUUAGAGCCACAGCCUAGCUGAUCUGCCAAGGGUGCCAGAGCCAGGCCCUAUGCUCCCCCUAAGAGAGAGAAGCAAAAUAAACCAAACUGGGGCUUUAUGAAUACAGUUGGCUAUCCAUGUGUUUUUUGGUUUUUAUGAUGUAUUGGGGUUGGGAAAAGUAAUAUUUCAGGACACCAUUGUAUGCCAGUCACAUUUUAAUUAACCCAUUGACAGUAAAGACACAUAAAUGGUAUUUUUCGAUCUCCGGUCUCAUCAAAAUUAUGAUUAGUUAUUGAAUAGUCAUCACAUUUAGGUAGAACACAUGCGGCACAAUAGUAUUAAGUAUAUUUGAGCACUUUUGCAAAACUGAAAGUAUUUAGAAGCAUCUAUUGCUAUUUUAUGCCUAAUGAAAUGAAACGUAGGAUUCCAAGAGACUUUGUGGCAUCUUUUCAUUUAAAUCUUUAUGAAAUUAACACUUAAUCUAAUUCAGCAUUGCAUACUUCUAGAAAACCAUCCAUUUCACUGCCAAACUUCAGCUUCUUAUCAUCGAUCACACAUAAAACAUCUCUAUGAAGGACCAAUCAUUAUGUUGCUCAAUUCAUCAUUGUUCAGAAAUCAGUAUUGUCUUUCUCCAAUAAUUAAGGUGCAAUACAAGUCAAAUCAACCUUGAUUUUCCAGAGUAUUUGAGUAAUAACUUGUUUUUAUGGCUUCAAACUCCAAGUAUUUUUUUUUAAUGUUUCUGCAUCGUCUUCUAUAAAAUAGAUCAGAAUGCCUUGUUUUCCCUGUGCUUUCCCCUCUAAAAGGUUUUGUGCAUGUGUAUGAAUACACAUUAUAUUCAUGAAUGUGAACUCAUGUUCUGCACCCACUAAACACACAGAGAGUAUAUAAACGCCUGCUUCAUUUGUUUCAACACCUUCAUUUUCAGUAUUAUUCAUGUUGGUGAAAUAUAGUGAUCCAUAUGAGCCAGGCAGAGAGCUGAAAUGACUAUCAGUUAAUGAUGCCACAAUAUUGCUCACCUGCAUGGAUGUGGUCAAAAUAUUCAAAUUGUACUUGCUGGUUUUUAUCAUCAUCCUACUAUGUUGUGUGAUUUUCAGACUAAUUUGACAUGAGAAUUUUUUUCUUCCCUAAGGGAAUUAGUUUAAUCUAGUUACCCCAUUUCUGUAAGUAUUUUGGACUUCCUCCCCCAAUGCCAAAUUAAUUUCUCUUGUUUCAGUGUAGUUAUAGGGGAUUCAAUGAUGCUCCAUUAUUUUUCCUGACCUUACCUCAUUUGCUUUGACGUCCCCUAAGUUCCGUAAUCACAUCAUAACCUCUGUUAUGAGUAGAGAGGAAUUGGGCUCACUGAAAUCGGAGGCUAGAAAUUGUUGGGGAUGCUCAUAACUGCAAACACUUAGCUUAUUGAAGUGCCUCUAUUUACAUGUUCUUUAGUUAUAAUACGUAUUUUUCUAACAAAAAUACAUGUCUGUAAUUGGUGUAUAUUAUACUUUGUAUAUGUUAUAACAAAAGCUAAACAGAGGCUAAAGUCUUUAGCAGAGAAGAUUGAAUUGCAAAUUUACAAAUUAGCUCUGCUUAUGGUUCUGUAUUGAGGACAGCCAUGACAACCUUUGUUCAUUUUAACGAAGGUCAAGUCCAUACUUUGAUUAUAGCCAUCGCAGAGCAACAUUAGCACUAGCAAUCUGACUCCCUUGCAGUGACUUACCCAGAUAAGUAACUUGUAUUACCUGCUUGAAAUGUAAGGGAUAGAAAAUACUACUUUGUCUACACUGAAAAACACUAUUCUUCAUUGACAAGCAGUAGUAAUUAUAAAAGUAACAUUCUAUAAAUCAAACACAUUGAAAAUAUUAUUGGACACAGAAUCCUGAUAUUUAAUUUAUAUUCCCUGCUGCAGACAUUAGCCUACUUUAAUUCUUUAGCCAUUACAUAUACGUUUUGGCUACACACUGAACACCAACUCAAGUCCCCAAGGAGGAAUAAAAACUUAGCAAAUUCCUGAGUUGUGAUUCUUUUAUUACUUCUCUUUGCAAGGCUAAUUAUCAGGUGGUUUGAUUAAAGGUGGAAGUGUUAGCAAAUGCAAGUUUUGACAUCCAAAACUUUCAGAAAUUCAAAUUCAUUUUCAUUCACUUAUAGUCACUAAUAGACUUGACUUUUAACUUAAAGGGGAGGCGGGGUCUGUUUAGCUUUGCCAACAGAAGAGUAAAGGAGACCAUAACUUAUAAAUUUGCAAUGUGUUCCUCCUUGGUGGAGACAUUAGCCAGUGUUUAGUUUUAGGCCAAGUAAUACAAAUAGAGUAUUGAUUUGUAUGCAUUCUGGAGCCUUGCUAUAUCAUGAUUUGCUAUAGCAUGGGACUCAGCCUAGCAUGGGGCCAUUUGAACCUCAAUCAAAGUUGAAUAGUUACUGGAAUCUUUGACAUUGCCUUGUAAUGAGGUACUUUCAUGAAAGACAUCUAAAGAUGGCAUAAUAGUGAGGUCUCUGUGUGCAUAUGCAUAAUAUAUAUGCAGGACAAAUGUGUGCACCAUCAAACCUAAAAUUUUAUGUGACUGUCAAAUGACUAUUAUUGGAUUAAGAUUUUUCAUUUCUGAUUUGGAUAGAAAAUUGCUAUUAAUCUUGUAUUAAAAUAGUUUUUAAAAAUCUA